CAUCAAAUUGGUCAAAAUCCUGGACAAAACUAAACUCUUUGAUUAAAAUGUGUCUUUUCUGUUAGCAUUAUCUAUCCUUUUAAGUGGAAUUUUGCUUUUUGCAGAAAAAACAUUACAUCUACAUUUUUACAUUUACAAAAAUGCUUUUAUAAACUAAACUUUUACACGAAUUUUUGCCAUUUGAACAUUGUGCCCCGCGUUCCGUAAUCCGUUGUUGCGUUGUAUCAAACUCAACUGCCUUACUGUUUACGGAAACGGGGAAGCAAAUAGCAAUGGCAUCAUUUAGAAUUCACGAGGAUCAAGAAAAUGCUGCUUUGGGAUUAAGAAAAGAUGCAGAUGUGUUUUCAGCUGCAACACAAAGGCGUGCGUUGGGUGAUCUCGGCCAGUUUGCAUGCAAUCAAAAUCGCAAUGCGAAACAUGUUGGAUUAGGUAACGGACCAUGUAAAGUUCAAGAUGAAAAUAGAAAUGUUCGUCAAAUAAUAAACGAAAAAAAUAUCGUGCCCCCCGUGGCUCAAUUUCGCGCGUUUAGCGUUUAUGAAGACAAUUCAGAAAAUGAGGUGAAGAAAAGAGAACCAACCUACAAGCCCUUUGUUGCCAAAGAAAUAAAAAAAGACAACUUUUUCAUCAGUGCUGCUGAGAAUGUCAAGGCUCUAUGUGCUCAAGCAGAAAAGCAAAGUGAAAAGUCCAAGGAAGCCGCUGAAGUAAGAGCACCACUGCAAGAAAAAGUUGAAGAGAAAAAAGAGCAUGAUGUUGUCGCAUCACCAAUGUCAGUUGUGGAUUCCAGCAUCCUAUCAAUGUCAAUAUCUAAAAAUGAGAGUCAAAUGCUGGAUGAUACAUUGGAUGCCACAACUGCACAGACCGAUAAAGAGAUGUUCUUCCAUGUCGCUGAAUACAGGCAGGACAUAUAUGACUACAUGAAGGAAAUAGAGGUAAAAAAUAGAGCAAACCCUCGUUACAUGAGGAAACAGCCCGAUAUAACACCCGCAAUGAGAUCCAUACUUGUUGACUGGUUGGUGGAGGUCUGUGACGAGUACAAUCAGCAGAGUGAGACGCUGCACCUAGCUGUCUCGUAUGUGGAUAGGUUUUUGUCAUACAUGAGUGUUGUCAGGACUAAGCUCCAGCUUGUUGGGACAGCGGCUACAUACAUUGCUUCAAAAUAUGAAGAAGUCUAUCCACCUGAAGUAUCGGAGUUUGUCUACAUAACAGAUGAUACCUACACGAAGAAGGAAGUGCUGCGAAUGGAGCAUCUCAUAUUAAAAGUUUUGUCCUUUGACCUCUCCACACCGACAUCACUGGCUUUCCUCUCAAACUAUUGUAUUUCCAAUGGCCUAUCAAAGAAGACCUUUAAUUUGGCUGCAUACAUUGUAGAGUUAACUCUGCUGGAAGCCGACCCAUACCUGCAGUUCAAGCCGUCAGUGAUAGCAGCGGGUGCCCUGGCGACCGCGCGACACUGUCUCCUGUGUGACGCCUCCGACUGCCACCUGCCUCACGACGACCAGUCACCACGCUCACUCUGUGCUGAUACCGCAUGGCCCGCGUCUUUAGUGGAGAACUCUGGCUACACCCUACGUGAGCUGGAGCCCUGUAUGCGGGAGCUCGCCAGGUCACACUCUCACGCCUCCCUUCAGCCAUACAAGGCCGUACCUGACAAGUACAGUAACAACAAGUACGAGAGUGUAGCAUCAAUCGAGCCAAAGCCAAUGUUCCCGGUCCGUAAGUAUCAACAGGCCGCGCCCGUUACCAACGCUCGCCCGAGUGAAACCGCGCGCACUACCUAGUAUGGCAUCCUGUCAUUGUGGUUGGUUGGAUGAAUCAAACAUGAAAUCGCAUUUCGGCCUAUCCUAGACAAGUCUUGACUGUACUGCCCUAACGUAUGACUGGAUUUUUUCUAAUCUACACAAUAUAUAAUGAUAGAUUAUCACAUUCAUUCCUUAUGCAUGGGACAGAUAACCAAUUUGGAGUAAUUUAAUAAAUGGAUCGACUGAUAAUACUUGGAUAGAUGGAUAAUCUUGAUAGUAUUACUUUUAAGUUCACUGGAUUACUAACUUUUAUGGAAUAAUGUUAAACUGCUAGCGACAUAUUAUCGCAGCACUUUUAAAUAUGACUUUGUUUAGAGUGGACUGUGAAUAGUCUUUAUAAGAUUCUGCUUCUAAACAUUAGCGGAUUUUUGCGAUUAGGUUAAUACCUUAUCCCUACUUAUUUUUUGCAUGGAACUAUUGACCUGUUUGGAGUGUUAUUUUAAUUAUUAAGAAAUCUUGUUUCUAGAACUUUACUAGCUUGUCGAUAUCAGUUCAUUCCAUAUAAACAUUCAAGUAACCUUAUUUUGGGGUUAUAUAGAUCAGUUUGACCUAUACCUACUGCGUCAAAAAGACUUAAAUAAUACAUUUUGAUAGCUUUACUCCAAAAAUAAUAAUUAAGUUCACGUGAAAAGCGGUAAUUAUAAAUUAUUCUUAAAAUUUGAUGCAUUAUUGGUUUACAAUAAUUAAAUCUUAAACUUGUGCUUUUGUGUUGACGAGUGCAAAUUUAUUAUCUUUUAAUUUAGUUCAAUUGAAAUUUUAACUAUUUUUACAGAUAUAACUUGUUGUAUUUCACCAUUUCUUGAAUGUUAAUGAUUUGCACAGUAUAUAUUUUAUUGUUUUUAAUUUAUUAAUUUAUUUUAUACACACGAAUGUCGUAUUCUGGAAUGCAAAACUACCUUGAUACUCUAAAGCAUCCACGUAAGUGACUGUAUGCUAAGGUGAAAAGUAAUUCUGAUUAUUAAUAAAUUAAAAGCUUUAUUUCUCGCGGACCAAUACACCUAAUAAUACAAUUACAAACCUAGUAUUAACUUUAGUGUAGUAUUAAAUAAUAAUUUGUCAUAAAGUUGAUGAAGAAGUGCUAUUAUUUCUCAUGAGCACUAAUAUAAUUCAUGUUUGUUAGUAAAUUAUUAAUUUUGAGAUAUAAGGUACUUUUUUAAUGAUGUUGAUAGGUAGUUUAUUAUGUAAUUUAAUAUGAUGAAUCUGAAUUUUUUCGUCUGAGCUCUUAUUUAUAGUGUUAAUAUAGUAUUAUUAAAACGA
Messenger RNA from Leptidea sinapis, 3056 nucleotides. RefSeq names its product cyclin-A2 (gene Cyca). Gene Ontology annotation, molecular function: cyclin-dependent protein serine/threonine kinase regulator activity. Bases 273 to 1778 code for a protein of 501 amino acids. NCBI's taxonomy places the organism in Eukaryota, Metazoa, Arthropoda, Insecta, Lepidoptera, Pieridae. The record is from RefSeq and is a predicted model, not a curated record. Gene Ontology annotation, cellular component: nucleus; cyclin A2-CDK2 complex; cytoplasm. Gene Ontology annotation, biological process: regulation of cyclin-dependent protein serine/threonine kinase activity; mitotic cell cycle phase transition. The transcript is spliced from 8 exons.